ACUCCAUUUGAUAAAGAAUCAAUAACGGAAGGUGUUACCGAUGAACCUACUUUACCGGUCGAUGUUCAUGAAGGAGAAACACGAAAGCCAACAGAUGCACCGGUUACUCCAGUUCGUGAACAUCAAACAGAAAGUGUUACCGACGAACCUACUACUACUGUGGAUAUGCAUAAAGAGAAAACACCAGAGGCAUCCGAUGUACCUGUUACUCCAAUUCAUGAAGAUAAAACAGUUGCUACUGAUGCUCCCACUAUACCGGUUGAUGUUCAUCAAAAAGAAACAACAAAACCCACUGACGCAACUACUGCUCCAGAUGCACUUGUAACUCCAGUUGAUGAAGAUAAAACAGAAACAGAAAGAGUUACAGAUGCACCUGUUACUCCAUUUGAUAAAGAAUCAAUAACGGAAGGUGUUACCGAUGAACCUACUUCUCAGGUCGAUGUUCAUGAAGGGAAAACACGAAAGCAAACAGAUGCACCGGUUACUCCAAUUCCUGAACAUCAAACAGAAAGUGUUACCGAUGAACCUACUACUACUACUGAGGAUUUGCAUAAAGAGAAAACACCAGAGGCAUCCGAUGUACCUGUUACUCCAGUUCAUGAAGAUAAAACAGUUGCUACUGAUGCUUCCACUAUACCGGUUGAUGUUCAUCAAAAAGAAACAACAAAACCCACUGAUGCAACUACUGCUCCGGAAGCACCUGUAACUCCAGUUGAUGAAGAAAAAACAGAAACAGAAAGAGUUACAGAUGCACCUGUUACUCCAUUUGAUAAAGAAUCAAUAACGGAAGGUGUUACCGAUGAACCUACUUCUCCGGUCGAUGUUCAUGAAGGGAAAACACGAAAGCCAACAGAUGCACCGGUUACUCCAGUUCCU
Anneissia japonica is the source of this 876-nucleotide messenger RNA. Its product is annotated as flocculation protein FLO11-like. The transcript has a single exon. NCBI's taxonomy places the organism in Eukaryota, Metazoa, Echinodermata, Crinoidea, Comatulida, Comatulidae. The annotation marks the transcript as partial. The record is from RefSeq and is a predicted model, not a curated record.